AGACUACAUUUCCACCCAUAAUGCACUUCGUCCUUUUAUUCCCAUCAUUCCCUGCUGCGACCAAGGACCGUCUGCACCAGUCAAGAUGGCGGAUAGACCAGUUCCCGUAGCUGAGAAGCGGCUGAUGGAUGUGAAACUGGGAGAGCUGGGAAGCUGGCUUGGAGGUCGAGACUUCACUCCCAAUGGCAUCAUCUCAGCCGUCCGCAGGGGCCACGACAGAUACUACAACAAGUACAUUAACGUGAAGAAGGGAGGCAUCGGUGGUGUAGCCAUGCUGCUGGCUGGCUACGUAGCCCUCAGCUACCUGUGGGAAUACGACCACAUCAAACAUGAUCGCUGGAGGAAGUACCACUGAGCUCCCUCAGCAGCCAUCAGACCUUCAGGGUUGAAGCUUCCCUUGCUGUUUCUAUUCUCAGCUUUGUGUAGAUAUGUGACUGUUGUGACCAAUAAACAAUACAAAGACUUA
Thunnus maccoyii (southern bluefin tuna) is the source of this 466-nucleotide messenger RNA. RefSeq names its product ATP synthase membrane subunit f (gene atp5mf). The transcript is spliced from 4 exons. Lineage: Eukaryota; Metazoa; Chordata; Actinopteri; Scombriformes; Scombridae. Gene Ontology annotation, biological process: proton motive force-driven mitochondrial ATP synthesis. The record is from RefSeq and is a predicted model, not a curated record. Bases 86 to 355 code for a protein of 89 amino acids. Gene Ontology annotation, molecular function: proton-transporting ATP synthase activity, rotational mechanism.